Lutra lutra (Eurasian river otter) is the source of this 2036-nucleotide messenger RNA. It is a transcript of the gene PRF1, whose product is annotated as perforin 1. The record is from RefSeq and is a predicted model, not a curated record. Gene Ontology annotation, molecular function: pore-forming activity; calcium ion binding. The transcript is spliced from 3 exons. NCBI's taxonomy places the organism in Eukaryota, Metazoa, Chordata, Mammalia, Carnivora, Mustelidae. The coding region runs from base 1 to 1845 and encodes 614 amino acids. Gene Ontology annotation, biological process: leukocyte mediated cytotoxicity.
AUGAGCUGUGUGGUGAGCCUGCUGGGGGCUGACAGCACCAUUUCAGGAGCGUCUCCUGUGGGGAGAGAAUGUCUGUGUAGAGCAUCUGCGCAAAGGACUCCAGGCCACAAUGGUUCAUCCUCCGUACCUCUGCCCACAGCUUCCGGAGCCCAGACGCCCCCGUGCCUCCGCAGCUCCAUGGGUGCCCACCUGUUCCUCCUGGGCCUCCUGCUGCUGCUGCUGCCCACGCCCACCCCAGCCCCCUGCCGCACAGGCACCCGCAAUGAGUGCCGGCGCAACCAAGGGUUCGUGCCUGGCGCAGCACUAGCGGGGGAGGGCGUGGACGUGACCAGCCUCAAGCGCUCGGGCUCCUUCCCUGUGGACAUAGAGAGCUACCUGCGGCCAGACGGCACCUGCACCCUCUGCCAGAACGCCCUGCAGGAGGGCGCCCUCCAGCGUCUGCCCCUGGCACUGACCCACUGGCGCGCCCAGGGCUCAGGCUGCCAGCGCCAAGUGGUCAGAGCCAAGGCCACAUCCACUGAGGGCGUGGCCAGGGAGGCAGCCAGCCACAUCCGCAACGACUGGCAGGUGGGACUGGAUGUGUCUCCCAGACCAGGCGCCGAGGUGCAUGUGACCAUGGCCGGCUCGCACUCCAAGAUGGCCAACUUUGCUGCCCAAAAAACCCACCAGGACCAGUACAGCUUCAGCACUGACUUGGUGGAGUGUCGCUUCUACAGUUUUCAUGUGGUACACUCUCCCCCACUCCACCCCAACUUCCAAAAGGUCCUCAGCGACCUGCCCCCCAACUUCAACACCUCUACAGAGGCCGAGUACGUCAGGCUCAUCUCCAACUACGGCACCCACUUCAUCCGGUCCAUGGAGCUGGGCGGCCGGGUCUCGGCCCUCACUGCCCUGCGCACCUGUGAGCUGGCCCUGAACGGGCUCACGGCCAACGAGGUAGAGGACUGCCUGAACGUCGAGGCCCAGGUCAGCAUCAACAGCCAAGCUAGCCUUUCCUCAAAAUUCAAGGAGUGUGAGGAGAAGAAGAAGCAGCACAAGAUGGAGGACUCCUUCCACCAGUCCUACCGGGAACGCUUUUCCCAGAUAGUCGGUGGUCACCACACCGCGGUGGGCGACCUGCUAUUUGGGGACGGGGCCAGGCCGGAGCAGUUCUCCGCCUGGAUGAACUCCCUGCUGGACAGGCCCGGCCUGGUGGACUACACCUUGGAGCCUCUGCACGUGCUGGUGGAGAGCCGGGACCCGCGGCGGGAGGCGCUGAGGCAGGCCGUGAGCAAGUACGUGAUGGACAAGGCCCGGUGGAAGGACUGCGGAAGGCCCUGCCCCCCGGGGCAGCACAAGAGCCCCCACAACCCAUGCCAGUGUGUGUGCCACAGCUCAGCGGUCACCAACCAGGACUGCUGUCCCCGGCAGAGGGGCCUGGCCCACUUGGAGGUGAUGAACUUCCAGGCGACAGGCCUGUGGGGAGACUACAUCACAGCCACGGACGCCUACCUGAAGGUCUUCUUCGGAGGCCAGGAGCUGAGAACCAGCACGGUGUGGAACAGCAACCACCCCAAGUGGGCUGUGCGGCUGGACUUUGGGGACGUGCUCCUGUCCACGGGGGGGCCCCUGAGGGUGCAGGUGUGGGACGAAGACCAUGGCUGGGAUGACAACCUCCUCGGCACCUGUGACCAGAAAGCGCAGUCUGGCUCACACGAGGUGAAGUGCAACCUGAACCACGGCCGCCUGAGGUUCUCCUACCACGCCAAGUGCUUGCCUCACCUGGAGGGGGCCACCUGCCUGCAGUACGCCCCCCACGGCCUUCUGGGGGCGCCUCCGGGGAACCGGAGCGGGCCAGUGUGGUAAGCGUGGUGGGCCUUGCUCGAGAGGACUAGGGAACCCGGAAUGAAUGGGGUUCUCACAGAGGGACCCAGGGCCUAUCUUCAUAUUCCCAUUAGACAGAUGGAAAACUGAGGCUUACUUUUUUUUUUUUUUUUCCAAUGAAGUAGCUGAAUUUAUAGGCCAGCCCUGGGUCUACUGUCCAAACUGCCGUAGCU